CAAAGUUCAAGUUCAAAAUUUCAAGGUCAAAGGGUUCUUUUCCCGCUUUUUUUUUAAUAGGAGUAGUUUUGAUAUUUCGAGUUACCAUCUGAUACAGUCUUUUGUUUAGGGUAAAGGAAAUUAGAUGCUAAAUCGCAUCGUUAUGAACUAAAAACACAAUUCGUAAUUAUUAUAUAAAAAUAUUCUCUAUUCGAAUUUGUGAGUUCUACUUCAACAUGGUCAACUUGGGUGAUGUCUUUCCCAAUUUCAGCGCAAAGACAACAAUUGGAAAUAUCAAAUUUCACGAUUGGUUAGGAGACUCGUGGGGCAUUCUAUUCUCUCAUCCAGCAGACUUCACUCCUGUAUGUACAACAGAAAUAGGUAAACUUUUAAUGCUGUACCCAGAGUUUUCUCGAAGAAAUACCAAAGUUAUAGCAUUAUCCUGUGAUCCAGUUGAAAGCCAUUUGAAAUGGAGCAACGAUAUUAAAGUUUACAGUGGAUACUCGGGCGAUAAUUUUCCCGUUCCGAUUAUCGCAGAUGAAAAAAGAGAACUGGCCGCUGAAUUAGCAAUGAUUGACCCUGAUGAGAAGGACUCAAAGGGAAUUCCAUUAACUGCAAGGGCUGUUUUCAUUAUAGAUCCAAAUAAAAAACUGAGGCUCUCGAUUUUAUAUCCUGCCACUACAGGAAGAAAUUUUGAUGAGAUACUUCGAGUACUGGAUUCCCUUCAACUUUGCGACAAACAUAAAGUGGCUACUCCUGUAGAUUGGAAACCUGGUGAAGAUGUUAUGGUUCAACCAACAGUCUCAGACGAAGAUGUGAAAACUAUGUUUCCUGUUUUGACUAUUGUAGCUUUGCCAUCUGGAAAAGGAUAUAUUCGAAAAACUCCCCAACCCUAAUUAGCAUGUAGAUUAUUUAAUCAAAAUUCAUGUUGAAAUCAUGAAAUGAUUGUUCAAUGUUUUCUCAAUAUCACUUAUGAAAAAUAAAGUGUUUCUUAUA
This is a messenger RNA of Leptinotarsa decemlineata (Colorado potato beetle), 975 nucleotides long. It is a transcript of the gene Prx6a, whose product is annotated as Peroxiredoxin 6a. The record is from RefSeq and is a predicted model, not a curated record. Lineage: Eukaryota; Metazoa; Arthropoda; Insecta; Coleoptera; Chrysomelidae. Gene Ontology annotation, biological process: cellular oxidant detoxification; cell redox homeostasis. Gene Ontology annotation, cellular component: cytosol; mitochondrion. Gene Ontology annotation, molecular function: peroxiredoxin activity.